UUGGUCUCCGGAUGCAUUUCCUGUAUGGACGAUUAGUUGGGAUCGUAGCUCAGCAACUGCUUCCUUCUUCCGUUGCCCGCAAUGGAUUCAGCGAGGAGCUGGUUCACCAAGCUCCAAACGAGGGAGAAAUCCAUUGGCAAGAAGAAGGAAUUGCCUCCCAAUGGCAAGGAGCCCGGCGACGAUGCGCCGUCGAGCGCAACCAAGCAGAGGGUUGCGGCGGCCAAGCAGUACAUCGAGAAACACUACAAGGAGCAGAUGAAGCAUCUGCAGGACAGGAAAGAAAGACGGUGUAGUCUAGAAAAGAAACUAGCGGACGCUGAUGUGUCCGAAGAGGAGGUCAACAACAUCCUGAAGCAGUUCGAGAAGAAAGAGACGGAGUACAUGCGGUUGCAAAGGCACAAAAUGAGCGUCGAGGAUUUCGAGCUGCUAACAAUGAUAGGGAAGGGAGCUUUUGGCGAGGUCAGAGUCUGCAGAGAGAAGACCACAGGAAACGUGUAUGCGAUGAAGAAGCUUAAAAAGUCAGAAAUGCUUCGUCGAGGUCAGGUUGAGCAUGUGAGAGCCGAACGGAACCUUCUUGCCGAGGUGGACCACCACUGCAUCGUCAAGCUGUACUGCUCGUUCCAGGACAGCGAGUACCUGUACCUGAUCAUGGAGUACCUCCCAGGAGGCGACAUGAUGACGCUGCUCAUGAGGAAAGACACGCUGACGGAAGACGAGGCCAGGUUCUACGUCGGCGAGACGGUUCUUGCGAUCGAAUCGAUCCACAGGCACAACUACAUCCAUAGAGACAUCAAGCCUGACAACCUGCUACUGGACAAGCACGGGCACCUGAGGCUGUCGGAUUUCGGGCUGUGCAAACCGCUGGACUACUCCAACUUCCCGGACCUGAACGAGAAGGACGUGACGCCGCCUACGAAGUCGUCGGCGAUGCAUGGGGACGGGAAGCAGCAGUCGAUGCCGAAGCGCUCGCAGCAAGAACAGCUGGAGCACUGGCAGAAGAACAGAAGAACCCUGGCUUACUCGACCGUCGGAACACCAGACUACAUCGCUCCAGAAGUUCUUCUGAAGAAAGGCUACGGGAUGGAAUGUGACUGGUGGUCCCUUGGUUCUAUCAUGUAUGAGAUGCUAGUGGGUUAUCCUCCAUUCUAUUCUGACGAGCCUAUGACUACUUGCCGAAAGAUCGUGAAUUGGAGAACACACCUGAAAUUUCCCGAAGAAGCGAGGCUAACGGCAGACGCCAAAGAUCUUAUAAGCAAGCUGCUCUGCAACGUCGACCAGCGCCUCGGGACAAAGGGCGCAGAAGAGAUAAAGGAGCACCCCUGGUUCAGUGGACUAGAAUGGGGAAAGCUAUAUGAGAUAGAAGCCGCGUACCUGCCUCAGGUCACAGACGAGUUGGACACCCAGAACUUUGAGAAGUUUGAGGAGUCCUCGGACGGUAGUAGCGUUCAGGGUUCAGCAAAGGCGGGCCCUUGGAGAAAGAUGCUUUCUUCAAAGGACCUGAACUUUGUGGGCUAUACCUACAAGAACUUUGAACUUGUGAACGAUCACGAUGUCCCCGGCAUGGCUGAGCUGAAGAAGAAGGAGAAGGCAAAGAGACCAAGCGUCAAGUCUCUGUUCGGCGCAGAUUCACCUGAAGGAGACGGAGGGAGAGGGGAGCCGCAGCCUGAAGUCGACGACGAAACAGCCUCCGCGGAAGGAAGCGCCCGGAAACCAGCAGAGCCUGAACUGACCAGAAGCCUCAGCUCGCCAUCCACGUGAAACAAAUGUGUGCGUCAUGUUGUAUGUACUCUUUGUUAAUUGAUUCACGAGCUAAUAGCGAUCGUACCGUGCUG
Zea mays is the source of this 1832-nucleotide messenger RNA. RefSeq names its product putative AGC protein kinase family protein. Bases 82 to 1758 code for a protein of 558 amino acids. The transcript is spliced from 13 exons. The record is from RefSeq and is marked validated. Gene Ontology annotation, biological process: protein phosphorylation. Lineage: Eukaryota; Viridiplantae; Streptophyta; Magnoliopsida; Poales; Poaceae. Gene Ontology annotation, molecular function: protein serine/threonine kinase activity; ATP binding.